CCGGGUUUGGGUGUGGGCGGGCGCUCUGUGGUUGCUCCUCCCCGCCGGCGCUCUGGCCCGGCGCGGGUGGGCGCUAUGCGCAGGCUCGGCCCUUGCCUCAAGAUGGCGGCGGUGGCGGAUAAACAGAAGCACGAGCACGGCCGGGUGAAGAUUGGACACUACAUUCUGGGAGAUACGCUGGGCGUCGGCACUUUCGGGAAAGUCAAGGUUGGAAAACAUGAGCUAACUGGGCAUAAAGUUGCUGUGAAGAUCCUGAAUCGACAGAAGAUUCGCAGCCUUGAUGUUGUAGGCAAAAUCCGCAGGGAGAUUCAGAACCUCAAACUCUUCAGGCAUCCUCAUAUAAUUAAGCUGUACCAGGUCAUCAGUACACCCACUGACAUUUUCAUGGUGAUGGAAUAUGUUUCAGGAGGAGAACUGUUCGAUUAUAUCUGUAAAAAUGGAAGGCUUGAUGAGAAGGAAAGUAGGCGUCUGUUUCAGCAAAUCCUUUCUGGUGUGGAUUACUGUCACAGGCACAUGGUAGUACAUAGAGAUCUGAAGCCUGAAAAUGUGCUUCUUGAUGCACACAUGAAUGCCAAAAUAGCUGACUUUGGUCUAUCAAAUAUGAUGUCAGAUGGAGAAUUUUUAAGAACAAGCUGUGGUUCCCCUAACUAUGCUGCACCAGAAGUAAUUUCUGGAAGGUUAUAUGCAGGUCCAGAAGUAGAUAUUUGGAGCAGUGGGGUUAUUCUCUAUGCUUUGUUAUGCGGAACACUUCCAUUUGAUGAUGAUCAUGUGCCAACCCUUUUUAAGAAGAUAUGUGAUGGUAUCUUUUAUACCCCUCAGUACCUGAAUCCAUCUGUAAUUAGUCUUUUGAAGCACAUGCUACAAGUGGAUCCAAUGAAAAGAGCAACAAUCAGAGACAUUAGGGAACAUGAGUGGUUUAAGCAGGAUCUUCCAAAAUACUUGUUUCCUGAAGAUCCAUCAUAUAGCUCUACCAUGAUUGAUGAUGAAGCCUUAAAAGAAGUGUGUGAGAAGUUUGAAUGCACGGAAGAGGAAGUGCUAAGUUGUCUGUACAGCCGAAAUCAUCAGGACCCUCUAGCUGUUGCUUAUCACCUCAUUAUAGAUAACAGAAGAAUAAUGAACGAGGCCAAAGACUUCUACUUGGCCACAAGUCCACCGGAUUCUUUUCUGGAUGAUCAUCACCUGUCUCGCCCUCACCCUGAACGAGUGCCAUUUUUAGUAGCUGAAGCACCACGUCCUCGCCACACCCUUGAUGAGCUGAAUCCACAGAAGUCAAAACACCAAGGUGUAAGACGGGCUAAAUGGCACUUGGGAAUACGGAGUCAGAGUCGACCAAAUGAUAUCAUGGCUGAAGUUUGUAGAGCAAUUAAACAACUGGAUUAUGAAUGGAAGGUUGUAAAUCCAUAUUAUCUGCGUGUUCGGAGGAAGAAUCCAGUAACAAGUGCAUAUUCCAAAAUGAGUCUCCAGUUGUAUCAGGUGGACAGCAGAACAUACUUACUGGACUUCCGUAGUAUUGAUGAUGAAAUUGCUGAAGCGAAGUCUGGGACUGCUACUCCACAGAGAUCAGGUUCUGUGAGCAACUAUAAAUCUUGCCAAAAAGAUUCAGAUGCUGAUGCUCAAGGAAAAUCUGCAGAUACAUCCCUUACCUCAUCAGUGAACUCUUCGCUUGACUCUUCCACAGCUGACGUAACUCCAAGACCAGGGAGUCAUACGAUUGAGUUUUUUGAGAUGUGUGCAAAUCUUAUUAAAAUACUUGCACAGUAAUUUUGAAGAUGGGCUUAUUUCUUUUAGAGCAAUAAGCAUGCCUAAGUCAUAGUCAGAUGCUUCCAAUUAUAAUCAAGUGAAAUUAACUAAGGCGCUGAAAAAGCUAGCCACAUAAUGCAAUUUGCAUGGGGAUUAAAAUUAUUAUGGGCAGUUAACGCGUAUUGUUUUGAAGCUGGAGUGAAUUCUGAUUGCCUGCUGUCCAAUAGUAUAACACAGGUACAGGAAAUAACAUGCCCUUUGGGUAGUGUUUGUAACAUUUUACCUUGAGUGCAAAAUAGGCUGCCUAUAACAUUUAAGCUAGAUGGAUCUCCUUGUUUUUUUAUCUAGUUACACAUGUAUCUGAUGCACUGUAAGUUAACAUACACGUACUAGUUCUGUAAUCUCAGUAUGACUUGGUCACCUUCUGCAGUUGUGACUCACACCUAUCAGCAUUUCCUAACAGAUGUUAAUGUGUUAAAACUGCUAUGUUUCUUCCCCCUUAUUUGAUUAAACAACAAUAAAGAAUGCUGUGAUGUGUUACAAUGUACUACUUUUAACAAAAAGUGUUAUUAAAGGCAUGCAAAGCUG
This is a messenger RNA of Onychostruthus taczanowskii (white-rumped snowfinch), 2328 nucleotides long. RefSeq names its product protein kinase AMP-activated catalytic subunit alpha 1 (gene PRKAA1). Gene Ontology annotation, cellular component: cytoplasm. The record is from RefSeq and is a predicted model, not a curated record. Bases 76 to 1761 code for a protein of 561 amino acids. NCBI's taxonomy places the organism in Eukaryota, Metazoa, Chordata, Aves, Passeriformes, Passeridae. Gene Ontology annotation, biological process: intracellular signal transduction; protein phosphorylation. The transcript is spliced from 9 exons. Gene Ontology annotation, molecular function: ATP binding; AMP-activated protein kinase activity.